CGUGUAAUAAUUUAUCAUACAUCUGGUCACUCAUCAGCCAUUGCUCAAUUGGAAUUUGUCUAUUUAUAUGAACAUGUCUGAAACUGUAGUGGCAAACGAUGCAUGCUGGGACUUUGCCAUACUUUUGGGUUUAGUCAACUGAGGGAGAUUGGUUGUUUGUUGGAGGAAUGUGGAGCGCGUUUGGGAACGGCUCUGGUCUGCACGGUGGGGGCGGUGCAGGCGGGGGUUACGUUCCGUCUCAGGGCUGGGAGUUUGUGCCCUGCUCCAGGAUGGAGCGGGCAGAGAGAGGCAGGGGCAAGAGCCGCAGUCCGCUGAGGAGGAUCUCCUCUCCGCCCACCGUCUUCAGUCAGAUCCUCGAGUCUCAGUCCGGUGCUUCAUCAGGAGGAGGAGGGACGCCACUUGAGGUCCUCAGAGGUCAGAUCUGGCCGGGUCCCGAACCUCAGCUGCAGCCAACCCAACACACACGGCUGAAGAAGAAAUUUGAGGACUUAAAAAGGCGACACGGACAGGACAAAGAGGACUGGAUGCGCGAGAAAGAGUUACUCCUGAGACAAGUGGCUGACAUACAAGGAGGGGAAAACAGACGGAUUCUGCUGGACCUGAAGUCGGUUUUGGAGGAGGUGCAGGUGGAGGUGAAGAGAGAGGAGGAGAAGAGGAGCGAGCUGCAGCUGCAGUACACCAGGGACAAAUGUGCCUGGGAGCUGGAGAAGGCCGAGCUCAAAUGCAGGAUUGCACAGUUGGAGGCUAGAGAAGGUGCUGGGCUGUUGAGUGAAGGGGUCCAGACAGCAGCAGGUCCUGGCUCUGCGGGGUCACGGGGCACCUCAGAGUGUCACGGCAACACCUCAACUUUCCGCCGGGAGAGGGAAGAGCAGCGGAGGCUCCUGGCAGACACACACUCCACGGCCAUGGACCUGCGCUGUCGCCUGGAGCACAACGAGAGGGACUGGCUCAGGGAGAAAGCCGAGCUGCUGGAGAGGUUCGACACAGAGAGGAGGGAAUGGGAGAACCAGCUGAGAGACAUGCAGAGGAAGAUAGAGGAGCUGUACUGUGAGGUGAGGGCCAAACGAGAGGGGACUGAACUGGAGACUGGAGUGGACAACGGGGCCCAGGAUGAUGACGUUGCACUCAGGCUCAGCAUACGGUCCACCAGCACAGGCUCCAGUCUGCACAGUGACCAAUCGCACUCUGAGCCCAUCAGCAGCAGCAGCCAAUCAGAACCCAGUAGACACCCACCAUUUCCUGGUUUCUAUCGCCACGGUAACAUCAGUGAUGCUGGUUGUAGUGGCAGAAGUGGAGAUAGUCACCACUCUUCUGGUUUCCAAGGAAACAGCCUCUUUGAACCUAAUAUCGAUGGCCAGUUUACCCAGAAUGACUGUACAAAACCUGAGCUGGUGGAUGAACUGAGAUUCAGGAGCCCGAGGCAGCGAGACUCAGUCACUGACAGCAAGGACACUGUGGAUACAGCAGAGCUGGAGGCUCUUUUCCACGGAGCUCCUGCAUGUGGAGUGCCACAGAGGAACAGUGGCACCUCUAAAGGGAAUGUGAAAAACGUCCAUGGUGGUUCUCAGGAAAGUCAUCUAAGUUCAGAGCUGAAUUAUGGCAGUGAUAAGAAGAAGAACACGACUGCACUCAAUGCUGCUCUGAAGGAGAUUGCCCGUGUGAGCGAGGAGCUUUGUAGUUACCAGGAUGAGAUCAGGAGAAAAACUGGCGAUAAGAGGAAUCGAUGUGAGUCUCUAUAUCUUCCUGAGGAGAGGGAGAUGCUGAGGAGUCACGUGAAACCCAGACCGGAGCUGGAUGACUCACCCUGUGAUCUCAACCAGAUCUAUGAUGACCUCCGGGCUUUGGAGAAGGAAAACUGGAUCAGCUUGUCACCAGAUAACACAUGGAGAACCAACAGCACUGGGAUAGACAGCCACAGAGACAGUCAGUCUAAUUUCAAAAGACUUUCUGAUUUAGACACAGACGCCCCACCUGUUCCUCCUCGUAUCUCCUCCUGGAGUCUGAGCAGCCCCACUCCUCCGGAGUUAGAACUCCACAUCCCAGAAUCCUCCUUGAUCUCAGGUGGCAAGUGCCACAGCCCCUGUGCUCUAAUGGACAGGAAGUGUAGCAGUCCGUCCAUUGUGAGGAAGUUUGAGGCUAUGCUACAAAAGAAUGAAGGUAAAAUUCUGACCGAUGGUGUGAUAGCAUCUUGCUCUGUACCUGCUAACUCUAACUGUAAUGUCGGCUGCUGCCACAGCCGCUGGUCCUGUGAUGUGAGCAAGUUCAGUAGCAACAAGUUGGCUCCGUAUCUGCCUGUCCAGAAAAGUUUCUCUGAAGUCAACAUACUGACUGCUGGGAAAGAGUUGAGCCCAAACUACAGGCCUGGUGUUGGAAACCUAAAAAGCCCAGAGGGACAUGAAAUGCCUCCUGUUGUCAGAGAAUUACCUGUAGAUCUGCUCUUGCCAUCUCUGGAAAUACCAUCUGCCUGUCCCAGCCUCCAGGGCUCCAGAAGGAACAUAGUGCUGGAGAAGAAAACAGCCGAGUUCAACCGAACUCUGUUUCAGGCUGAGAUGGGUCGGGGGGUAGAGGAACAGGACAAUUUUACCACUGUCUCCCCUGUGUUUUGCAAACCAGUCUGUCCAACAACAAGUGUGUCAGAUGAGGUCACACCACCUAGGGAAGCUAAUUUUGACGUCCGGCCACAGUGUGCUGAGGUCACCUCUGGCAUCGUCAGCGCUCAUCCUGAAGUCACACUGUCUCCCUCCAUCCUUGACCCCCCUGUUCAGAAUCCUGACAUGCAACCAAGGGGAACCAGGUGUGACUCCCAAGGCCAGGAGGUCAGAAUGAAGCAGGAAAUCCCCUCUGACCUUUCAACCCAACACUCAGAGGUUAAGUUCAGGGAGGCACCCUCAGUGACCUCUCACAAUCCCUCACACCACUCUGAGGUCAAGCACAAAGCUCCAACCCCAAACAGUCCUUCCAGGAAAACACAUCACAGAGCGGCCACAGAGCCUCUGUUCUCUGAGACCAUCCUGCCUGCAAAUACCCAGCUAGCUCACAGUGUGGCUGGGUCCAGCCCUAAGAGGGAGAGGCCUCACACAGCCAAGGCCACUGCCUCACCCCAGCAGCCCUCUGCUGAGACAAAAUCAAAACUGAUGACUCAGCCGGGACACCAGACACAGCCAAGGCAUCCAUCUGUUACCUCAUCCCAGUCAGAUACCCCGAGACCUGGACCUCGUGUGAUGAAUGACCAUCCUUGGAAGCCCCUUACUCUGGCUGCCUAUCCACGGCCCGAGGGGUCCCGGUCCAACUAUGGGGCAGUGGAAAGGAUUCUGAAGAGUUAUGAAAGUGCAGCUUGGGCUCAAGAGAACCAAAACCAACAGAAUGAGAUGCCUUCAAGUCCCAGUCGCAGUCCCAAGCAGGAGGAGAGGGUGAUAGAACUGUUGGACAUGCUGGACAUGGACCCUCUGCCCUUACCUCCUGCCCCUAGACACACACACUCCUCACAUGCCUCACACACACAGCCCACACAUGCACAACUCAGCAGCCGCAGUGCCAUGGGUGUGAAAGAGUUGCGGCUCACGGUGCAGGGGCGAGAAGACUACAGAUGGCACAAGAAAGCAAAGAGUCUUCCAACACCAUUUCCACCAAGAAGAAGAACUUCUCAAGACCUGCCCGACCUGCCAACCGCCGCCUCCCUUCCCGUUGGGCCAGCCGCUCCCCCUCCUCAUCUUCCUCCACCUCCUCCUCUCCGUCCACCACCCCCGUUGUUCCACCAUCCAUCUCCUACCAGAAACACACUUCAUCCUUUACCUACUCACAUGCCUUUCACAUGGAGACAGUCAUCAUUUGAUCCCCAUCCGGUCCCUUUGCCCGAACCAACAAGGUGAACUUCCUCAUUCUCUCCAUCUCACCUUUGUACAUACCAAAUCCUGAUUGCUUCUUCACCGCUAUCGACUCGGAAGUGCUUUAGCUGUGAGUUCACCAAUCAUUUGAAGAAUGUACGCGGCAUCCAGAGGAGCCUAGCAGACCUGGGCAUGAAAACGAAGACCUGAAAGUGUUUCAAAUGCUCGGAGGUGUGCAAAGAUGAACUUGCCAGGCACCUUGUGUAGCCUCAGAGGACUGUGAAAACAUCUCUUUCCAGGACAAAUUACAUCAAAUGCACCUCAAGUUCAUGCCAACCAUCUGAUAUCCUUUGCUCAGGUCUGGAUCCUAGCCUUGCCUAGUGUAGCCUUGCAGAUCUUACAACCCCUCAAUGUUGUCCUUUGUUCUGUACUGUAUGUUUACACUAUAAAAGUGAUGCUAGCUCUGAUUAAAAAAGGUCUACAGUUUUUCAUCCAAUUUAAUCUGUUCAGACAAGUCCAGAGUGAUGGUGUAUUUUGUGUGCAACAUAUUUCUCUGCUCCUGGCACAGAAUAUGUUGCAUACACAAUAUUCAGCAUCAUGUUGCAUUCAAAGUAAAGGCAUUUUUUGGAGUAAAGCUUUCCCUAGCAUCACUUUUGUCAGUGUGAUGUAUAAAACAGUGUUGGUUUUCUGCCUUCUCGAGUAUGGCUUACAUGCCUGGACUGUACCUUGCCUGUGACUUAAAUCAUUUUGCUUUACAUUCAUGUGUGGCUUUACAUUUUACAUAAUUGCAGAAAUGCAGAAACAACCAACAAAACAUAAAAUAAAAUGUAAGGUCGCUUUUUUCUAACUUUGUACCAAAGGCUGGUUUCUUUAUAUAGAGUUCCUUAAUUUGAAGAUUAAAUACAUUAUUUUUAUGGCUUUUAUUUUUGCUCUUCACCCAUUACUGAUGUUUUCCAGUCAAAAUGUGUCUCAAGAUGGAGUCUCAUUUAUAAGAGCCUGCUUUUGUGCAUAACUGAAAUUAAUGAUGCUUACAAAAAAAAAAAAAAAAAAAAGGACAAAACUCUUUUUCUACUUUUACUAACUCUGAAUGGUCACAUAGCAGGACAUUACUCAGUUGAGUAGUACAGUCUAUUGGGUCAAAGUGGUAAAAUCAUAUCAUGAUGAAAGUGAUGCCUUUGCUGUUCAUUUUGUGUAAUAAAUAUAACAAGGAC
Messenger RNA from Myripristis murdjan (pinecone soldierfish), 5035 nucleotides. RefSeq names its product MTCL family member 3a (gene mtcl3a). The transcript is spliced from 8 exons. The record is from RefSeq and is a predicted model, not a curated record. The coding region runs from base 168 to 3869 and encodes 1233 amino acids. NCBI's taxonomy places the organism in Eukaryota, Metazoa, Chordata, Actinopteri, Holocentriformes, Holocentridae.